AUGGCUGAUCCAUGUGUUAUGCCCGGUCAACUUUCUGGCAAAUCUUUCUUGACCAUCGAAAACGCAACUAGUGGCUUGAGCUCAAGCACCGACAACCAAGAAAUAUCCAUGGAUCUAGGGCAAGGAACUAAGCUCAAGAAAAGUGCUUCGUUCACAGGUUUCGGAUCCCAUUUUGUCGGUAUAACACUGAUUCCGGAAAGGAGAAGGAGGGUUUCUGGCGGGGAUUGCGAGUACUAUCAGCAGCCCAACUUACUGCGAAAUCCGUUGGUCGUUCGUAGUGGUAAUAUACCAGAUGAUGGUGAGUGUCAUCCCAACUGCCCAUAUCGAGGAAAUCAUCAGGCACAAAACAAUUGCGAGCAGCCAUCGAAUCAAUAUCAUGAUCACAGCUAUCAGCAUGAACAAUCUGCACAGAAUCAGUCGUGUUAUUGUGACACUAGAACACCCCAGCAAAACCAUGGACAGCCAUAUCACCAGGCACGCACCCAAUCCCAGCCACGCACCCAAUCCCAUCAAAAGGAUCGACAUGGCGGCAAUGAAUUUGGAUGCGAUCAACCAUCGGGCAGAAGAGCUUACAGGACACCUUCCUCGCACUAUAUGGAGUACAGGGAGUUCCAGCACAGUCCCAAGCACAAUCCUGCUGUAGAUUCACAACGAAAGAAUCGAUUGCAAAAGAAGACCUCGGAGUGCAGUUGUGGAUCUCCUGAACCUGAACGCAAACGAGCUCAGAAAACUAAACGUUUGCAAAAACAACCAUCUGAAUGUAGCUGUGAAUCUGAGGAAAAGCAUCAUGUUCAGAGUAAACGAUUGAAGAUAUCAUCAUCCGAUUGUAGCUGUGGGGAUGAACAUUCACCGAGGAGACCGCAAGUUCAUAGAAAGAGUACCCCGGAUAAAAGUUAUUACCUAAGAAAACCAACUCCAGCAGCUCAAACUUGUCCCGUUCGUUGCCAUGCUCGCUCUCACGUUCAAGGACCACCACCUCCACCUGCCCCAAGGCGAAAAUGUCCUGCUGCUACACCGCCACCCGUUUGUAGAAAACCCACACCCAAAACCAAGCCAACGAAUUCACCAAAAGGUAAGACCAGGCAAUGUAGUGCCUGCAAUCGCUGUUCCGACGUAGAAAGCGAUGCCACUGACUACGUGGAGCACAGUCGUUCCCGCACGGAGGUACUUAGGAAUCCCCUGAUUCAAUCUCGUUCGGAGUAUGAUGACAAUGGAGUACCUCCCUACGAGAGCUAUAGUGAAGAGUGUCCUGUCCAGCGAAGAGAACGUUCUCCAAGUUGCAAGCGAACCAAACCGGAGAACCAUAGUCGUGCCUGUAAGGAACCACCAAUCUGCUCCAAUGAAACCCUAAUGGAAAAGCCGGUGAAAAGCUAUCGAUUUAGUUGCCCAGAGAAUGGCAAAUGUUCGUCCUGUCGAAAACUUUGCCCGAAAUGUCACAAGGUUGUGGCCCAAAAGAAGAAAACUUCUGCGGCCAAGAAGUGCGCAGCAUCGGUGGCCCAAAAAUGCUGUCCCAUGUGCGGAUUACUACCCAUGAUGCCGAAUAUUUCCAUUCCGGACGUUGGCAGUGGCAACCGCAUUAUCUACAAGACUUUGGGAAGAUGUCGACCGAGGAAAUUGCCCAAGACUCGAUACGAAUUGACCAUUUGCUGUAAGAAGCGCUGCCAGGGAGGUCGGAACUCGCACUACAUGACGGGCACUGUGGCCACGAGUUUGAAGAGAAGGGCCAAGGCGGCGCUGACAGAGGUUAAUCCAGUGGCGCCGCCGCGGAUGUCAAGUCACAGACAGGGUGUCAGACAAUCCCCUUUUCCACCUCAGAAUUUGCCCAGUCAUCCAGUAUCUCAGCCGACAGGACACGUUAGGAGUCCGAGCAGAGCAGGUCACUCCUAUUUAGACCAAAAUCGCUCUGGUCCAUCAACUUCUGCUCAGCCACGUGAGAGACCAGCUGCUCCACCGCCAUUUAAAAUGCGUUCUCCUUCUGCGAACGUGGUGCAGAAGUCAGAGAAACGGGAGGGGGAAAGAUACCAGCAUCCUCCCCAGCAAAGACCAAGGACCAUGCAGCCCGUUAUAGAAAUCCAUAGUACUACAAGAGGUCCCUCGAAUCCUAAGGAACAUACCACUACAUAUAGAUCACGACCAGAACCAGGACCAUCAAAUAGAUCCCAAACAGAACCAACGAAUAGACCACAAACAGAACCACCAGCAUCCAGUCGAUCUAGACCUGAACCCCAGGUUCUACCACCAUCUUUGAUAGCACCCGCCUCGAUGGAUGCGGAGAUAACCGAGCCCGUUCGACGUGGAGCUUCCUAUUUGGGCACUGAGUUGAAUCCCUUCUACAGAGGUAGUUUUCUUAGAGUUCGUCACUCAAGGGACUCACCUCAGAACCGCUUGAGUCCCAUUCACCAGAGAGGGGAGAUCUCGGAGGUGCCGAGGCCGCCAACAGUUCCAGGAAUUGGUUUACCCGUAAAGUAUACGAGGCUAAGUCAGCUGCAGGCAUGGGUAUUUGGAGACCCCUUCGUAAAGGGUAAAACCAAUACGGGAACCUGGAGCUGGCGCCAAAUUUUUGGCCGCAAAAAGAAGUGUCCUGCUUCCAAGGAUAAGCCAGCCAAGACAAUGGACGCCAGUACAUAGGCUUAGAGUCGGA
This is a messenger RNA of Drosophila mauritiana, 2641 nucleotides long. RefSeq names its product serine/arginine repetitive matrix protein 1. The record is from RefSeq and is a predicted model, not a curated record. NCBI's taxonomy places the organism in Eukaryota, Metazoa, Arthropoda, Insecta, Diptera, Drosophilidae. Bases 1 to 2628 code for a protein of 875 amino acids. The transcript has 3 exons.